AUGGGGCUGACAGCUGUUGUUCCGAUAGAUCGUCUAUUGGAUAAAGCGCCCCUUUCGAAAUUCCGGUCCUUCAAAAUACGAUAUGGCCGCGAGAUCAUCGAGAGAUAUCGUUUGAAAGAGAAGCCAGUGGAGUACAGCGAAGUGCCCACCUUCGGGGAGUUUGUCGAAUACCUCCUGGACACACCGCCGUGGGAAUACAACGAGCACUGGCAACCGUACUACCUGAUCUGCACGCCUUGCCACCACCGCUACAACAUCAUCAUGCACCUUGAGAGUUUGCAUGAUGACACGCGGUACCUUGUCGAUCUCACGGGUCUUCCGCAGUUAGCUCCGAAGCAGGUUCACGGCACCAGGGAGGAUCUGCUUCCGAAACCCGGCGACUCGCAAAGGAAACGCGAUCCAUUACCUAAGGAUGCGCAUAGCAAAGCAGGGGAGAAUUUGGGACAUGAUGGAGCCCAGCAGUCCAGUGACCAAAAGCCGGCGAAUUUUGAGGCUGCCUUCUUCAGAGAAAUUACUUUGCAGCAGUUGCACAGGCUUUACCAGAUUUACGAGAUUGAUUUUUUUAUGUUUGGGUAUGAUAUUAGUCCAUAUGAUACUUACGUUAACUAA
Molecule: messenger RNA, 609 nt
Organism: Penaeus indicus
Lineage: Eukaryota; Metazoa; Arthropoda; Malacostraca; Decapoda; Penaeidae
Product: carbohydrate sulfotransferase 13-like
Exons: 2
Coding region: 1-609 (202 amino acids)
Biological process (GO): carbohydrate biosynthetic process
Cellular component (GO): membrane
Molecular function (GO): sulfotransferase activity
Source: RefSeq, a predicted model, not a curated record